Messenger RNA from Halteromyces radiatus, 730 nucleotides. RefSeq lists its product as uncharacterized. Gene Ontology annotation, cellular component: MIS12/MIND type complex. The record is from RefSeq and is a predicted model, not a curated record. The transcript is spliced from 5 exons. Lineage: Eukaryota; Fungi; Mucoromycota; Mucoromycetes; Mucorales; Cunninghamellaceae. Bases 36 to 677 code for a protein of 213 amino acids.
CUUUUUCUCUUUAACAAAACAUACCAUAUAGUAAAAUGAACGAAACUGAAGGAUCCAGUAUAUCGAAAUCAGUAUCAGAGUUUUCCACGUCAAAUAAUAAUAUAUCAGUACACUCUACAAAGAAUAAACGCCUCGAAAAACUGGAUACUCUGUAUACCAAAUAUGUAGAUCAUAUUUUGGAACCUUUUAGCGAUGAAGUCUUAUCAAAAUAUUUUAUUGAAUUAGAAUUGAAAGAAGCUGAUGUUGCCAAUGCUUCUAAACAAACUACAGAAUACAUUCGAAAACGAUUGACUGAUGCCUAUACUACCCUUAAAGAAGAAGAAAGCAUAGAUAGUAAAUUGAAAGCUAUGGACGUACUUAUCGAAAAUUCUAAUACUCAAGACGACUCUUCGAUACUUGCAAACGGUGCCUCGACGACAAUGGUACCACGUUCUACUCAAGUUGUACGCGCUCACAUGUACAAAUUGAAACGAGAGGAACUUCAACGUUUAUGGGAUUUGCGUGACAAGUUACGUGUUGAAAAUCAGACCAAGAUGGAUGCGAUCACCGAGAAAAAGAACAUAUUAUUAAGUCAGCGGAUACAUGACACGAGCAUACCUCUGUUAACAUCAUCAUCAUCAGAAAUAGUAUCAAAAAUUGGUUCUGAUGAAUCUCGAAUGGAUCGAUUUUUUUCUUGAAAUUCUGUAUUCCAAUAAUAAUAAUAAUAAAAAGAUUAUCAUUCAAACCCUUU